Molecule: messenger RNA, 357 nt
Organism: Durusdinium trenchii
Lineage: Eukaryota; Dinophyceae; Suessiales; Symbiodiniaceae
Source: the annotation of a GenBank genome assembly
AUGCAGGGGUGUAGGUAUCCGCGGUACACAUGGUUGGACAUGCUCUACGAGCUGCUGUUCCGCGAGCAAUGUAUGCUUCUGCUGAUGGCGGAUGCUGGUACAUUUGCGAACCUGGAUAAGGAAUGUUACAGUGUUUUCCGCGAAAGAUUGAAGAUGUGUGCGAAGGUGGCUGCCCAGUGCUUGAUUUUGGCAAUCGGCUUGGGCGCGAUCAUUGUUGCUGACUCGAGACCUUUAGGAAAACAACUUCCAGACGAGGCUACGAUGCUGGCAGAGGCACGCGCUGAAGAGAUGACCAAAACAAGUGGUGCCUAUGAUCGCCUUGAGCAUAGGUGUCUAGCAGAGCUGAAGGAUCGAUGA